Cinara cedri is the source of this 2344-nucleotide messenger RNA. The record is from the annotation of a GenBank genome assembly. Lineage: Eukaryota; Metazoa; Arthropoda; Insecta; Hemiptera; Aphididae.
GCGCACUAAGUUAAUCAGCUGUUAAAGGCUUGUAUGGGCGUUUGGGUAACCAGUAUACAUUUAAUCUUGUUUUCGCCACAAUAUGGUAAUAAAGUCAGUGAUGAGAUAAAAAUUUGUUAAUCAAUAUUUGGACAAAUCGCAGCAUAGGACGCGGAAAUAAGUAGAUGGUAGAUACGCGUCGGACGCUGAAUAGCCACUUCCAUAAUUUUUUACCAAUUUGAAAUUUGUAUUAAAUAAUAUGAAUUAAAAAAAAACAUUGACUUUAUAUAUUUUAAAUAGUAGUUGCUACAUUAAUAACUGUGUUAAACUUCUUAAGAAUAUUUUAAUUUUUGAUUAAACUUCAUAAAAUCCCCUUAAAAUGUUUGGAAUGACAUCAGUUAUUAGUGAUGCACCUCCAACAGAUAUUGACAUACAAUUAACAAAAUCAUUAGAUGAAGCUCUGUCAAAAGAAAAAGUUAUUACUACUAAUGACGAUUUAUCUCAAAGGCUAGAAGUUUUAUCUGUGUUAAAUAAUUUGGCUAAAGAAUGGAUACUUGAAGUAAGUAUGGAAAGAAAUUUACUAGAAAUUACUGCUGACAAUGUUGGAGGAUUAGUGUGCACGUUUGGGUCAUAUCACCUUGGAGUUUACCAUAAAGGUACUGAUAUUGAUGCCAUCAUUAUUGUUCCUAGACAUAUAACCAGAGCAGAUUAUUUUUCGACGUUUUAUAAUAAAUUGAAAGAAAACCCUACUAUAAACUAUGUGCGAGCAGUUGAAGAAGCUUUUGUUCCUGUAAUUAAAAUGAUAAUACAAGGAAUUGAAAUUGAUAUGUUGUUUGCACGCCUCGCUUUAAAAGAAGUACACGAAGAUACUGAUUUGCAACAAGAUGAUUUACUGAGAAAUUUGAAUCCUAAAUGUGUACGAAGUUUAAAUGGUUAUCGAGUCACAGAUUCAAUUUUACGAUUAGUUCCAAAUCGAGAAUCAUUCAAGAAAACAUUAAUUGCCAUCAAAUUGUGGGCUAAACGCAAAAGAGUUUAUUCAAACGCUUUAGGAUACCUUGGUGGUGUUUCGUGGGCAAUGUUAGUAGCAAGAAUAUGUCAAUUGUAUCCCAAUGCAGUACCUGCCACCUUGAUACACAAAUUCUUUUUAAUAUUUUCUAAAUGGCAAUGGCCUCAACCAGUUUUGUUAAAACCAUCGUAUUAUUUGGAUCUUGGAUAUCCAGUUUGGGACCCCAGAGUAAACAUGUUAGAUCGAACUCACGUUAUGCCUAUUAUAACUCCAGUUUACCCUCAACAAAAUUCAACUUUUAAUGUUUCUAAUUCUACAUUAAAAAUUAUUCAAGAGGAAUUUAAAACUAGUUUAGACAUAAUGGGAGAAAUUUUAACUGGAGAAUCUAGUUGGUCAAAACUUUUUCAACCAUCAAAGUUUUUCACAAAGUAUAAAUAUUUCUUAAGUAUAACUGUAUUUGCAAACUGUGAUGAAGAUUUAUUUGAAUGGAGAGGUUUAGUCGAAUCGAAACUUCGUUUCUUAACCUCUUCUUUAGAAGAAAUUACUUGUGUCAGAAGAUCUCAUUUAAAUCCUGAUCAAUUUUUACUACCUGCUGAAAUUUCACAAGGCAGGCCGUCGUCAGUUUGGUUUAUUGGCCUUGAAAUAGCAAAAUCUAAUGGCAAGAUCAUACAUUUAGACUGUAGCACACAUAUACGAGACUUUUGCAUUUUAUUAAAAGCUAGAGCUCAUUCUAUUUUUAGACAAGGAAUGGAUAUUCAAGUUAAUCAUUUAAAACGAAAAGAUUUAAAAGUGUAUGUACCUUGUGAAUUGAAAAAUGAAAAGGCAAUUCCAAAAAAUGUUGGAAGUAAAAUUAUUGCUUGGUUAUUGACUGAAGGUAAAAAUUCCAUAUCGGAAUCUGAAGAACUGCAAAAGAGGCCUAACUCUAGAAAACGUAGCGCUAAAAAUGAAAUUGAUACCAAUAAAAGGAAAACUUCAUUGUCAGAUAAAAAACAGGAUAUAAUUUUAAGACUUUUAGAAUCUCAAAAAAGUCAAACAUCUGAAAACAAAAUAAAUGAUAACCAAACAAAAAGUCAGGCAUCAACUGAAGAAGAAAAUUGUUCAAUAACAAAUGAAAAUAAAAGUAGUGAAAAAAAAUCUUUAUUAUCAACUACAUCUAGUCAUUCCAAAACAGAAUCUGAAGAUUCUCUGAAUAGUCCAUUAUCAAAUAAAUACUGGAUUGAAGGUGGAAAUAAUAACAAAGAAUUAAGGUUUCUAAAUCCUCUAGUUCCCUAAUCAACCUUGUAUUUAUAUGACAAAAAUCUUCAAAUAAUAAGAAAAAUGUAUGUAUAAUAUAUAUAUAUAAAUAUGUGUAUAUACCCC